Messenger RNA from Torulaspora delbrueckii, 1977 nucleotides. RefSeq names its product Hot1p (gene HOT1). NCBI's taxonomy places the organism in Eukaryota, Fungi, Ascomycota, Saccharomycetes, Saccharomycetales, Saccharomycetaceae. The record is from RefSeq and is a predicted model, not a curated record. The transcript has a single exon. Gene Ontology annotation, molecular function: DNA-binding transcription factor activity, RNA polymerase II-specific; RNA polymerase II cis-regulatory region sequence-specific DNA binding. Gene Ontology annotation, biological process: positive regulation of ribosomal protein gene transcription by RNA polymerase II. The coding region runs from base 1 to 1977 and encodes 658 amino acids.
AUGGCAGCAGCUAUGUCAGAUCUCAACCAUCCGCUAGCCGCAGAGAUUCAUCCCAGGAUGAAUGACAAUUAUGGUGGCGGAAACCCUGGCGAUAAUGAUACUGUUGCUGUUGGUAGUAAUAAUAAUGGUCAUUUACUUGAAAAUGGUUCAGCCGUGGUACCUGAAGUGAUACCGACAGGUUUUGGAGCUGGUAAGAGCAAUGGCGCACCGCUCGGAAUGCCGGUGAACAACCCUUCAGAUGAUUCGCUUGCACUUGGAUUGAAUUUGGCGUUGGUGCCAGAUGCACUCAAUAAGAAUUUUAACUCGACACCUAGUAAUACCAGCACUCGGACUGGGAAUAAUUCGACGGGAACUAAUUCUGGGAAUAAUACCACGAUGCCAACGCCACUUACAAUGAGUAAUGGUAAUACUAAUUCCGUAGAUAAUAGUAACCCAGGUACGAAUAAGACCCCUGGUAUUUCUGGUCUACGUUCUAGUUUACACUCAAUUGGUUCGGAUCACUCUUCGCCGAUAAUGAACACUGAUAUUAGUACAAAUACCAUGAGAAUGUUCCAAAGGAUGGAUGAAAUUAGUGCGAGAUUGAUCGCUAUGGAAGAGAUGUUUCAGAAACUUUGCAAAAAUGUAGAGCAACAGAAUUCAACGAUAUCCAAUUUAAAAAUAGACAAUGAACGAAUGUCAAAGGAUAUCCUCCAGAAAAUGGAAUCGAUACCAAUGCAACGCAGUCACCAUAGUGAGACAAGUGUUCAGGAUACAUUUGUCACGGACCUGUUGAACUCGAUUACUAACGUAAGCAGCGCAUAUUUGAGACGGAUGAGACCGCAUAGUUAUCACAAUAGAAACCAGUUCGAUUCAAUACCACCUAAGCAUACUGCUAACGAAAUGGAUAGUGGCAGGUAUGGAGAAAACGAUGAUCUUGGUGCGUCGAGCCAUUACCGAAAUUUUGGAGAUAGACAACCUGGGCACGCAUCGUUCACGCUGAAUCCCAACGGCAUCAAGAGGAGGAAGAAGAAUGAUUUCUCUUCAGACAAUCUGACGGUGUCGGGUUUAAAUUCCACGAAUAUGACCAGUGCUGCUCAAUCAUACAAAGAUUUGACCUCUUUGAAUGCGUUUGGCACAAUCAGCCUACCAAACUUGACGUUGGAGAAUACUGGUAUGACGCCACCCCUUCGUAAUGCGAACCAGGGCAUGUCUUUUACGCGAAUGCAAGACGCCGGCAACAGCAACAUGCUCCACCACGGUCAAGGCCAUAGCCAACCUGAUAUUUCUUCACUACAGCAUAAUCAAAUGGCCCAUCCGCUUAAGAACGCCGUAACUAACCAGCCUCAGAAUGGAAACGAGAAACCUCAGGAUGAUGACGACGAUGGUUAUCAGGAAGAUGAUGACGAAGACAACGACUCGGAUGGUAGUGAUGACGACGAUGAAGACGAAGAGAUAGAUGAUGAGAUGAUGCACAGGACUGAGAGCAUGAAUAACACUAACCUUCAAGAAGCCGCAGUCUACGAAAAUGGGCAACAUAAUUGGAGAAAUCAAAGUGUCGCUAAUAGCAGCACUUCCCGUAAAGGUAACGAAGUUAUUUCAAGAAAUAGUGAAAACAAUAGCACACAAGAUAAAGAAAAAGAUAACCAAUCGAAGCAUUCAAAAAGUUCAAAUGAAGUAAGUGACAUGAACUAUACACUUCUCAAGGCCCCCAGUAACGUUCGGACCAUAUGGGAUGAAUAUACUGUGGGUAUUCGCGGUCACCCACCGAUCAAAAGGCUAGAGGAAAGGUUCGGUAACAAGUGGAGACUGAACAGAAACAGAAAGACGUACGCUAGGAGGAAGAGACUUUACAAAUUCAUAAUCAACGGGAUAAACAAGGGUAAGACGGCGGAUGAGAUGAUUAAUACAUUAGAAGAGAGAAGGUUGUACAAAGACGAAAAUGGUGAAGUGAAAAGAAGGACCAUUGGCUGGUUGCAACAGAGUUUGACGGGGAUUUGA